Messenger RNA from Schistosoma curassoni, 6321 nucleotides. The record is from the annotation of a GenBank genome assembly. Lineage: Eukaryota; Metazoa; Platyhelminthes; Trematoda; Strigeidida; Schistosomatidae.
GUGGCGGUACAUAGCUUUCAUUUUCGUGUCUGCGGCUCUUGGAAGCUAAGUCAUAUUACUUUCAAUCUCCACAUAAUAAUAGUACAUUCCAGACCAUUAGAAUGAAUUCUAAGAGUGAUAUGCGUGUCCCUAAACCUCCCAAACCUCCUGAAAAACCAUUAAUGCCGUACAUGCGCUACAGCCGAAAAGUUUGGGAACAAGUUAAAAACUCGAAUCCACAUCUCAAGUUGUGGGAGGUUGGGAAAAUUAUUGGGCAAAUGUGGCGUGAGCUCCCUGAUGAUGAAAAAAUACUAUAUGUCGAAGAGUACGAUGCCGAGAAAACUCAAUACACGGAAUUACUACGGCAGUACCAUAGUUCGCCAGCAUAUCAGGCUUGGUUGGUAGCGAAGGAAAGAGCUGAGAAGAGCAUGGAGGAACAAGACCAAGGGCGCAGGCAAUCAAUUUUAAGGUCGAGAGAUCGUGGGAAUGAACUUCCUCAGGGUGAUUUGAGGGAGUCAUAUAUACUGGAAGAUAACGAAGAAGAUACUGAAGACCAAUUCACUGCGAAGCAUGUAGCAGCCGCUCGUUUCCAGAGAAACCAUCGUCUCAUGCAAGAAGUUUUAAGUGAUACGAGACUCCCUGAUCCUGGUCAACUAAUCACCCAAAGCCGUCUUGACACGCUGCGUCUGCAAGUAGAGCAACUGAAAAACCACAAGCGCAAUUUAUGUCAAGAGAUUGAAGGGUGCGAAGCAAGACAUCAAGCCAAAGUGCAGCGCAUUCGUGAAGAAUCUGAACGUUUUCGAUUAGACUAUCAAAAAAUAACGACAGCAAGGCCAGUUAUCACUGAGUCUCAGUUUGCCGAUAUGAUAAUUAAAGCGAAGUACGAUAUGCAGCGUGAAGAAGAGGAGCGUAAGACUCGUUAUUUGGCGGAAUUAGAAAUCAGACGCAAGCGUCAACAGCAGCGGCAGCAGAGAGAAGCGGAGCUACUGGAAUCUGAACGCAGACGUCAAUUACUACAUCAACAACAGUUGCAGCAAGUUCAUAUGAGACCAAAUCAGGCAGCCCCACCGCACAAUGACCCGAAUAUUCAAUUUAUUGACCGCUCAUUAGAAAGACUGAUAACACAGGACAAAAGAGAAGAUACGAGUUCACAACCCCCACAAAAGUUGACUUCUGCUUCAGCCAAUUUAUUGUGUCCUGCAAAUCAUCCGAAAGCAGCUUCAGAAAUUGGACAUGAAAUCAACCCAGGUUUGUAUGCUGGAAUCGGAAAUACAUUUACACAACCAGCUACUCAAAGUUCAUCGCAAAGGUUUCCUCAGUCCGGUCAUACCCAGCACCACUAUCCACCCCCAUUACAUUAUGUGCCCAACGCCGCGACACCGGCAAAUCCACCCGUUUUAAUUCAUCAGCGUAGUCCGGUCCCAAAUAUACAACAAGCAGCACAAAAUAACACAGGUAAACCAAAUGCAGUAUCUUUAGGCCGUACCAAAAAAGUUCCUUCAUCUGCAUCUUCUACUUCAUCGGCCUCUUCUGCUUCGUCAACGUCGUCAAAAAAGAAAAAGGUUGAUUCUGACCUUGUUAAAGAUGCUGCUGUAACCACAACUAGUCAGGAUAUGCGAGAACGACCUAUCUCUCGGUCUGGCGAAGGAGUAGUCGAUCAGACUAAACCUGGUGAGUUUGAUAUGACUCCUGGACAGUCCAACGAAUUUCAGCAAGGGUCCACAACCCAAUCAAGGCAACUCAUUACUUCUCAAUAUCAACAAGCCCCAGCUCUUGCUAACCCCGUUGUUCCAGCGCAAAUUUCGGGGGGUCCAGUGCAGACACCCUACUGCUACGAAAUUGGCAUUGGGAAUCCGCCGAACCCCACUUUGUCUGCUGGCAGUUAUUAUCAUCAACCUGUCUCCGUUUCUAAUCCUGUGGGCUACUCUCAUCCUCGCCCUCAGUUUUCACAACACACUCCUUACAAUUCCGUACAGUAUCAUCCAGUUCCACCACAACCAUCUGCGGAGCAUCCACCUCCCCCACCAAUGUAUAUUCAGCACAUGCCACAACAGUCUCAUGUUCCUCAGCUCGUCCCACCGAUGGUAGGUCCCACUCAACAUACUUCAAGUCAUAUUCCACCCCAGCAACAUAACUCAAAUAACUGGCAUCAUGGUGGCCCACCACCGUAUUCACCACAUUAUGGUCCUCCCCGUUACCCAGUCGUAGGUGGCUCAGUGGGAUACCCAAUGCAGACUCCGAGAAAUUUCGGUCCCAAUUCCAGCGGUUAUUCAAUGCCUCACUAUCUUGUUGGUCAACACGGCCCUCAAACUCAUCCACACCAAAAUAUUUCAUCAGUACCUGUUUCUAUCCAGGACAGUCCUGCUGCUUCUCAGCCAAUUCCGGCACCACCACCGUAUCAACAACAGCAACAGCCAAAUUCUGUCGUCAGUUAUUGGCCUACACAACAACAAGUACCUCCAGACUAUGUUCAGAGUCAACAUCCAUCUCACUACAUGCCUGGAUCUCAGACUGAGGCAGUCGUUCCAAAUCAACAAACGCUGUCAUCUGUUGAUAACGUCCAUCCGUGCUCUACUAUGUCGGUGUCCUCUGCAGACGUUGGUAUGGGUCAGAUGGUAUCUAACCAGUCUCAAGGAGCCAAUAUUUAUUAUCAAGGUUGUCCUGUACCACCAUAUACCCAUGGUAGUAAUGUGGGGCCGAGUGGUUUUUAUUCUGUACCAUCACAACAUUACACGCCUCAUCAACACAGUGGUCAUUCUUGGUCUGGUUAUUCUAAUUCUGGUCCUUCCCAAGUUCCAGCCUAUCCACAAUCACAGCAACAUACACACCACCAGUCGCCUCAAUGUAGUACGGGUGCUUCUUAUCCUAUUCCCCAAAUAUCAACAAAACCGGAUCAAACUGUGGCAAAUGUUCCUUCGGAUAAUUCAACUAGCGUUGGUGCCUCUGGAGGUUCUAAUAGUCGACCACCAUCUACAAAUGACAAAUAACUUUUUAUGUUAAUUUUGAAGUCCUAUUAUCUGUCUUAAUAUUUUGUUUUUAGUAGUGUAAAUUAUAUUUCCUAAACGCCCAAUUUUAUUUUUAGAACUGAGUCUCAGUGAUUAGUUUGCCGUACUAUCGAUUACUGAUCUUUGCCCAUAAUAACGUCAGGUCGACUAAACGUUUCUGCAACUGAAGGUCAACGUUUUGCUUCAUUUCUUUAUGAGGUAAUAUUAAUCAAGAUAGUCAGAACUAUAAAUAUAUUUGUAUAUUGAUAUGUCGCGACGACUCAGUUUAACUCUAUUGGUUGGGAUACUUGUUAUUUUAGGUUUAGCUGUACGAAGCUUAUCGAUUCGAUAACGAUAAGAACAAGCGGAUGGCAUUUCCGGUGUAAGUUGUACUAGGACAGUACGAAACUUAUCUAAGUAUUGCGUGUACCAAUUUCUUAGUAUAUAGUGUUUUGAUGUUGUCGACUGCUUAGUGACUCAACGUUGGGAUACGUAUUUCUGGUGUAUAAAAUAUGUCAUUAAGACUGCAUAUUGUCACCUUGAUAACAGUCACCCGGAUACUUCAUUGUUAGUCUUAGGCUAUAUGAAAGAAUAGUAUUGAAAUCCAAAAAUGAAAGCGCACACUUAAUAUUCAUAUUUUCUUUAUCUUAGGAAAGUGUGAACUCAGUUAUCUCAUAUUCGUCACAAUAAACAACGCCAUUGUUAUUGAACGUGGCAAGAUUAGUAAACAAUUCAGCUACUCCAAGAUAUACAGCCAUUACGGAGACACCAGUAUUAACAUCCCAGCAUCUAUCCAUAUUCUAAUUUUAUGUGCUCUUGCAACAAGUAGCCCAUAGCUACUUUAGAAAUGCUGUUUGUUGGACCCGACGGGACCGUUUAUUGCUUCGAGUUUCGUAUUCAUGCAUGAGAUCAGUCCAUGAUAUAAAUUGCAGGUUUUCACUUGUUACCAUUACACACCCAACUUGUGCUAGUUUCGAUAGAUUGGUAUGUGUCUGCCAUGUGAACUAUGACCGAGGACAGCAUAAGCCGAUUCGUCACCACUGGUUCACUGAAGUGGGUCAUAGUCACCUCUUGUGACGAAAUUUCCUUUAUUUGAAGAAUAAAAUCCGUUAUUAGUUGCUUGGCUAAAAUUCAUGUGGUGUUAAAGUCAUAAUAACAGUCUGCUACCACAACGUUGAUUCUCACUAGCGUUAACUCGUAGUUCAGAACUUCUCACUUCGAGUUAGAACUGGAAAGAUGAACCUAAAAAAUAGCAGUGAAACGCGAACUUGUUCCUUAUCCCAGUUAACAUCAACGGUUGGAUUAAAAUUCACUGUGGCGUAUGCUUACGGGGAGUGGUCUCCAUUUCUAUAUUAGAAUGACUAAACUAGUGCUGAAAUGCCUACGAAAUCAAAUAAUCCGACUUGAGGCGCUGGCAAUCGCCGUUCUUUGUUGUGAAACAUUUGAAACGUGUCGUACUAAUAAUAACUUAGCCUUUGUGGUUCCAGAUAAAAGUUGCCUGGCGCAAAGACCUGGGUUUGUUCAAACAUUAGCGGUGCGGAAUUUCAAGUUGCAAGUAUGAGGUAGGAAAUUUUGCGGACAAUUACCGUGAACCCAUUAAGGAGGGACUUAAGCCAUAUGGUACCGACAUUGUAUAAUCGGUGAUAAUGACAAGGUGGGGAGACGAAUUCGUUACUGUGCUUACAAAUAUUCUACAUUAUCUGGUUCUAUUUUACAGGGUCCGGCCAUGAUGAUUUUAUUUGUGUUAACUCAAAUUGAUCUUAAAUCCCUUCGAAGGAAUAUUACGUUUAAUAACUUCAAUCAUGAUUGACGUUACUAUUGGCAUGCAUGCCAAUUCCAGUUUGGCGCACCUACCCAUACUAAUAGCAUUAAAAUGAUAGUUAGAAGUACCCUACGUAAAUGCAUUAAUUAAAGAGGAAUUAAAGACCGUUCAGAAAAGAAAAUCCUCUUUCCGGUCAUAUCAUUUAUUUAGGUCAGUCGUAAUUAAAAAAUAAAAUAGCCUACUAAGAAACAACGGCUUUAUGCAACUCCUUCAGUCAAGAUGGUUGCGUGUUAAUGGAAAGUAUUAAAACGAAACCAGUUGCAUGGAGGACCACUGUCCAUUCGACGAGUAGGAGAAAGGUAAAGAAUGAAUUUAGAAAACGAAGGUGAUAGCUACAAAGAAUAUAAGAGUAAAACCAUUUGAAGGAAUUACGGACGAACUUACCGUGUAUGAAAAAAUUAAGUUAGGGUCACGGUAAAAUUAGAGCUCUUAAGUAUCACUUCUGCACACAGUUCACUUUUAAAACAGCCCCUAAGUGAACUACCUGCUUCGUCUGGGCGCCCACACAGUAUCACACACAUAAAAUGAUGUGACAAUAAUUACUGAGAACACUGUUCUCGCUUCAAUUAAAAUUCAGAAAAUCCACAUCCAUUUGGUAACACUGAUUUUUGUUGUUGAUAUAUUACAUCAUUUAUCUACUCUCUACUAUUCUCACCCUAUGUAUUCUUGUUUUCCAAAUUAUAGAGCGGCUCAUCUAUUGUAGAAAACCUGUCCUAUCUAAACGAUCUCGAGUCAUUGACCAAAUGCUUCCACCGAAUACGAAUACUGAAACAGUCUUUCUGGGUUCCUUCAACGUUCUCACACUAAUGCAGAUCAGACAAAAGAUAGGGUCGGUUAUGUCUUUAGAAAGUCCUAAUGCCGACGUCUGCUGUCUAUCCGACAUACGCAUUCAAGACCCCAGUGAAGUACUACAAAUUCGCUCUCCAUUCGUUGCUUCGAAAAUCUUGGUUUGAGUGCGUUUAUCCCUAACCCUGUAUCAUCUUCGGCUGGUUUUGCUGGCGUUGGUAUAGCAGAGGCGCUAGAGCUGAGGUAGCACUGAUCGAUCGGCUAUGUGCUGUUAGAUUAGAAAGUUCCACCAAAGUAAGUAGAAAUCGGUGUGAGAAACGAUGUCUUUUCGCCAUCUCCACCUAGGCACCGACAGAUUGCAGCCCUGACGCGAUCAAGGAUGAGUUUCGCCACAGGUUAACAGUUCUUCUACAGAAAGUGGCCUCGAUAGAUAUUAUAGUACUAGCCAGAGACUUGAAUGCUCAGGUCGGGCGUCUAGGCUUAGAAGAGAGUCGUUUAGGUGGCCAAUUGGAACUUGUUGGUCGCAGGUCAGAUAACAGGGACCGUCUAUUGCAGCCAGUCAGUCAGUCAGUAACAUUGUACAACUUCGUACGUACGUACAUCAGUUCGAGUUCCCAUACUACAUUAUCACAGAGAUACAAUUGUCGAUUCAAAUUCCGUAGUGGUAGAGAUAGUAAAAGUAUAAGCAGUAAUCAGAAAGAUUAGGGUUUGAAGAUGUUAGUCGAGGAGUAUAAUCCAGUGAAAUAAAUU